This is a messenger RNA of Durusdinium trenchii, 546 nucleotides long. The record is from the annotation of a GenBank genome assembly. NCBI's taxonomy places the organism in Eukaryota, Dinophyceae, Suessiales, Symbiodiniaceae.
AUGGCUACCAUGAAGCAAAGAAUUGCUGAGUACGCCAGUGCCUUUGCAAAGCAAAAGCGCCUCCGAGAGGUUGGCUUCAGCUUCUUAUGCAAUGCCACAGGGCGCCUCUUCACCAAACAGCAGGUGAGCUCAUCUGAUCUCGAUGCCAACUAUGACCCGGUCUAUGCAGUCAUGGUUGUAAGCCGGGGCACGGGAAGGUAUUCAGCACAUCUUCUCAAAGAAAGCAUCAUGAAGUUUUACGAGGAGGUCAGCCGCUUCCGGAACCUUUACCGGCACGCGGGCACCUCGAAGAAGGGGAACAUCAACCGCCUCAAGCAAGAUCUGGAAGGCAAAGUGGAUUCUAGGACUUCGUUCCUGGAUCGGCGCACCCAGAUGAUGAUUCCGAAGGGGAUGGUGGAGAGGGAGGUUGAUUUGGAGAGCACGGUGCCAAAGCUUCCUGGUGAUUCUGGUGGCCACCACCCAGAUCAAAAGAUCAUGGACUUGGCGCUGCAGCUGAAGGAUGCCCGCGCGCAUGCUGCAUCCCAAAAAAAAGCAAGAGACACAUAG